This is a messenger RNA of Aureobasidium musti, 1917 nucleotides long. The record is from the annotation of a GenBank genome assembly. Lineage: Eukaryota; Fungi; Ascomycota; Dothideomycetes; Dothideales; Saccotheciaceae.
AUGGCACCCCGUACAUCGCUUAAGACACUCGCGUAUAGACGCCGGAGAGCCGAUGGUGACGAAGAUGAAGAAUCUGUUACUGGUGUCGACGAUUCAGAGAGCGAAGCCUCAGUAGCCAGUGACCUGGACAAUGCGAUCGAUGCAUUAGAUGCGGACGCCGAUGCCAGCGAGUCUAGCGAAAAUGAGAGUACGGCUCCGGCGCCACACAGUUCGACCGUGACUCAAUCCGAUGGCAAGACUGGCCGUACACGUUCGAAGAAAUCCAAAGGCACAAGAACAGACAAGGCAGUUUUGGAUACCAAUGGCGAGGAGCAUGUCAAACAGGAAUCUGUCACUGGAGAAUCUGUUGCGACCGACGUUUCGGCCAACGCUGCCGGCGCACCCAUUGUCUCAUCCGAAGGUGGUCCAGCAAGAAGAGGGGAGACGGUAGCAGAUCGCCGAAGGCGAGAACACGACGACUAUAGGAAGAAGCGAGACACAGACCCGACCUUCAUUCCCAACAGAGGCAACUUCUUCAUGCAUGACGCUCGUACAUCGGACCAGCGAGGCUUCGGUGCUUACGGCCGUGGCAGAGGAAGAGGGAGAGGCAUUCCCCAGGCUCCCAGCAAUUACGUGCAACCAGCUGAGCGGACAGCUGAUGCGCCAUGGACGCAUGAUCUUCACGAUACGAUCAAUGAACGGGGUGGUCCACCUACCCGCCAACGACCAUCACAAGGCCUCACCAACCACCAAGAAAGCGCCUCUCGAGGCGUGCCUGCGGUUCAACAAAAACCGCUGAACUUUUCCAAGACCACUCAAAUUGGCAGUGUGCAGAUCCGUGUCUGGUUACCUGGCAUGACCGCUGCUAUCCCUUUUGCUGCUGUGCCAGUCAAGUCACACACUCGACUGCCCGACCACAGACCUCCCCUUCGUCGUGACAAGCCUGUCCGCGUAUCUUUACCUGAUCACCCUGUGCGCUAUGUUUUCCCAGCCGCUGAGCGUUCUUUCAUCUUUAUUCCGAGAGCAUUGAGGCCUAACCAACAAGGGUUUGGCAAGGCGAGAGGUAGUUUUGGUGCAUACGGAGCUCCGUCAAGCAGACGUCCUAGUCUCUAUGGUGGUAGCGUGUACUCACAAGCCAUGUCCAUGAGUCGCAGGUCCUCAUUAGCUCGCGAAGUGCCUAGAGACACGGCGUUUUCUCCUACCGGCUCUUACACUACUAGAGCACCUACCGGGCCUGGUCGACCAUUCGUACGCUUGCCUCAAGCUGGGUCUCAUCGAUCGUCGAAUCCGUCGCCUGCCGGGUCUGCCUACAGUCGUUCGUACCCUCAUUCUUAUCCUCGACCCCAGACGCCGGCCGUCGAACACUGGGCCGAGCCAGACACUGUACAUCAACCUCGCCCACAGAAAACCAUUUCCAUGACUGGCAUUGAGUCACCUGCAGGGCUUGCUCUUCAUGCUCCCCAGCAGCAGGAGCAACAACCGUUCCAUAAUCAGCUGCCUCAGCACAUUGCAGAAGGUAGCAUCAGCACAUUGUCGGCUUCUUCUGAUAUGGCACCUCCCCCGCCCGGCCCAUCAGCAUACAUGUACCCUGGCGGCACACCACUUUCCAACAUUCCAGAGAGGGCUAUUCAUGCACAGCCGUUCCAGCCCCCUGUACCCAACUACUAUUCAUCAUUCGCUCCCACUGGAUACUACUAUCCAGGCCAACCCACGCAAUACGGUGCCAUGCCACCCUAUGCCCCACCCACAGCGCAAGCAAGCUACGCACCUCCUGAAACGUCCAUGGCAAGCGAUCCUCAACAGGGAACCAUGGCGCAUGAGAGUAAUGGCAUGGUCUACUAUACGCAGAUGCCCCAAUACACAUCUCAGGAUAGUUAUCUACAGCCACAGAGCUAUGCCGUCCAUGGCAUGGGUGGCAUGAUGACACCAACUCAAUGA